This is a messenger RNA of Psammomys obesus (fat sand rat), 2520 nucleotides long. RefSeq names its product Rho GTPase activating protein 6 (gene Arhgap6). The record is from RefSeq and is a predicted model, not a curated record. Lineage: Eukaryota; Metazoa; Chordata; Mammalia; Rodentia; Muridae. The transcript is spliced from 13 exons. Gene Ontology annotation, molecular function: phospholipase activator activity; phospholipase binding. Gene Ontology annotation, biological process: signal transduction. The coding region runs from base 126 to 2507 and encodes 793 amino acids.
GCUCAGAGCACAACAGGGCUAACGCCCAGGGCUUUCUCUGAGAUGGCAGUGAAGUAAGUGGACCACUGAGAGAAGCCAAGACCCUAAGCUGAGCUGGAGAUCCUGCUGCUCUUCCUGGCGGGGACAUGGGGGACACAUCGAACAGGGAGAAGCCCCGUCUGCACUAUGCGGGUGACUUCACUUGGAACAGCAUGUCUGGCCGCAGUGUGCGCCUGAGGUCAGUCCCCAUCCAGAGCCUCUCAGAGCUGGAGCGGGCACGGCUGCAGGAAGUGGCUUUUUAUCAGUUACAGCAGGACUGUGACCUGGGCUGUCAGAUCACCAUCCCCAAAGAUGGACAAAAGAGAAAGAAAUCUUUGAGAAAGAAACUGGAUUCACUAGGGAAAGAAAAGAACAAAGACAAAGAAUUUAUCCCACAGGCAUUUGGAAUGCCCUUAUCCCAAGUCAUUGCUAAUGACAGGGCAUAUAAACUGAAGCAAGACUUUCAGAAGGAGGAACAGAAGGAUGCAGCGGAUUUUGUGUCUUCUCUCCUUCCAUUUGGCAAUAAAAGACAGAACAAAGAACUCUCAAGCAGUAACUCAUCUCUCAGCUCAACCUCCGAAACACCAAACGAGUCCACAUCCCCAAACACUCCAGAACCGGCUCCUCGGGCCAGGAGAAGGGGUGCCAUGUCAGUGGAUUCCAUCACCGAUCUGGAUGACAACCAGUCUCGACUCCUAGAAGCUUUACAACUUUCCUUGCCUGCUGAGGCUCAGAAUAAAAAAGAAAAGGCCAGAGAUAAGAAGCUGAGUCUGAAUCCUAUUUACAGGCAGGUCCCCAGACUAGUGGACAGCUGCUGCCAACAUCUGGAAAAACAUGGCCUCCAGACAGUGGGAAUAUUCCGAGUUGGGAGUUCAAAAAAGAGAGUAAGACAAUUGCGUGAGGAAUUUGACCGUGGGAUUGAUGUCUGUCUGGAAGAGGAGCACAGUGUUCACGACGUGGCAGCCUUGUUAAAGGAGUUCCUCAGAGACAUGCCUGACCCCCUUCUCACCAGGGAGCUGUACACAGCAUUUAUCAACACUCUCUUGUUGGAGCCUGAGGAACAACAGGGCACCUUGCAACUACUCAUCUACCUUCUACCUCCCUGCAACUGCGACACCCUCCACCGCCUCCUACAGUUCCUCUCCAUUGUGGCCAGACAUGCAGACGAUAAUGUCAGCAAAGAUGGACAAGAGGUCACUGGGAAUAAAAUGACAUCUCUAAACCUAGCAACCAUUUUUGGACCCAACCUGCUCCACAAGCAGAAGUCAUCAGACAAAGAAUAUUCUGUCCAGAGCUCAGCCAGAGCUGAAGAGAGCACAGCCAUCAUAGCUGUGGUUCAGAAGAUGAUUGAAAAUUAUGAAGCCUUGUUCAUGGUUCCCCCAGAUCUCCAGAACGAAGUGCUGAUCAGCCUUCUGGAGACAGAUCCUGAUGUCGUGGACUACUUGCUCAGAAGAAAGGCUUCCCAGUCCUCGAGCUCUGACAUACUUCAGUCGGAAGUUUCAUUUUCCAUGGGAGGGAGGCAUUCAUCUACAGAUUCCAACAAGGCCUCCAGUGGAGACAUCUCCCCUUAUGACAACAACUCCCCAAUACUAUCUGAGCGCUCCCUGCUGGCUAUGCAAGAGGACGGGGCCCGGGGGGGCUCAGAGAAGCUUUAUAAAGGGCCAGAGCAGUAUACAUUGGUGGGCCACUUGCCGUUGCCAAAGUUGAAGUCAAGAGAAAGUUCUCCUGGACCAAGGCUUGGAAAAGAUAUGUCAGAGGAGCCUUUCAAUAUCUGGGGAACUUGGCAUUCAACACUAAAAAGUGGAUCCAAAGAUCCAGGAAUGACAGGUUCCCAUGGUGACAUUUUUGAAAGCAGCUCCCUCCGACAGAGGCCCUGUUCCCUUUCUCAAGGGAAUCUAUCCCAAAAUUGGCCUCAGUGUCCAGGGAGCCCCAUUGGGCCGGACAGUGGCACUCAGGUAAUUCAGAGGACUCGGACAGCAGCCAUCGUGGAGCAGAGCAGUGUCCACCUUCCGGUGACACAUGUCUGCAGCACCCCCCACAUCCAGGGCAGUGGCAGGGGUCCCAGACGGCCUGCAGCUAGAUCUGAGCCACACUUGUCCCGAAACAGCACUGAAGACCUGCAAGAGGGCAAGAUGGAUGUGGCCUGGCUGCAAAGCCGGGCCGACAUUGUGUACCAGAGACCUCAAGAGAGUGGCAGAGAUGACAGGCGCCCUCCUCCUCCUUAUCCAGGAUCAGGGAAGCCUGCCAUGACUUCGGGCCAGCAGCAUGAAGUUUCAGGAACAGCUACAGAAGAAGGAGGCCAUCAGGCCUCAGGAGAGCAUCCAGCCAGGCCAAAAAAACUGAGCAGCACUUACUCCCCCUCAGCUAGUGAGCAGGUCAGGCAGAACUUGGGGGAGGCCAGUUGGCUUGACUGGCAGCAGGAGCGGUGGCAAAUCUGGGAGCUCCUGUCAACUGACAACCCCGACGCCCUCCCGGAAACCCUGGUAUGAGCUUGCCAGCAGC